GCGGAGGCGAGUAGGUUGAGCGGCCAAUAUGGCAGCCACUAAUGUUUGUGUUAAUGACAGAGGAACGGAUUGAAAGUGACAGUGGAGUGUUGAUUUUCUGUGUUGACUCUUUGUUUUAUGUAUUCUGGAUGUGUAUAUAGAAAUAUUCUAUUAAAGUAUCAAGUAUUUUUACGUGUGAGCGUGUGAGACGGGCUGCGUUGGCCCAAACAGCGUGAGAAAUCAACAGUUGAUUCGAGUUGGGGUGCAUUGUCAAGCAAAAUCUUCAAUUAAUGCUAAGUUAUCUAUGACACUCAAGACAUUGUUUGGAUUUCCAUUAAGGAAUGAGACUUCAGAAUGGAUGAGAGGCUGGAGUCGAUAGUGGAGGGCAAUGACUCUAACGACUCCAGUAACUUACGCACUGUGGUCAUCCAUCGAGGAGAGCGGGGCUAUGGAGUCACUGUCUCUGGAGAAAGUCCUGUCAUUGUCCAGGAUGUCAAAGAUGGUGGACCAGCAGCACAAGCAGGAGUUAAGAAGGGGGAUUCAAUCAUCAAAGUUAAUGGGACAAUAGUGUCGCAAAUCAACCAUAAGGAAGUGGUGCAGAUUAUUAAGUGCUCAUCCCAGUUUGUGAAACUGACAUUGCAAAGUUGUCCUGAAGGUGAGGUGACGAAUAUAGCAUCACCCCAGGAUCCUUCACACCGGCCCUUGCCCCCUACACCCACACAGUCCAAGUCAAACGAUCGUAUUACUGCACCAUUACCUGUAAAUACACAGGUACAAAAUCAGAUGGAGGUAAAUAAGGGAAAAAUUUUGACAAAGUACCUGGAAAAGCAACGGCGAGUAAGAGAUACUAUUAUGGUAGAGCUCCAGAGAGGUCCCUCUAAGGUUUUGCAGAGAAACCUUGAGAAGGAGUUGGAUUCUUUAAAUCGUCAAAUAUCCAAAAUACAGGAAGAACUCAAGAAUAUGAAAGACAUUGAAGCUCAAUUACACUCGCACCCUCGCUCCUCCCCACGCUCUCCCCCUCUUUCUCGACCAUCAUUUUCCCUCCCACACUCCCAUCAUUCACAUACACAUUCACUCUCUGAAAUUCCCCCUCCACUCCCAGCUCGUAACCGCUCCCUAGUCACUCAGAUAUCAGCCCCAUCAUUAACAUCCUUGACUCCUGCUCCUCCUCUUCCUCCUCGACACAUGCAGCUGGACAGAUUUGGGGAGGGAAGUCUAGCACAAAGUCUAGAGAACAUUCAUAAGGUGCAGAGUCUCAGUCAUUCUGUAAGUUCUGUUUCGGAGCCUGGGAGUCGUCCUCCAUCUCAUUACAGAGCAAAGUCGAGCCCUGAUCCCCUUGGCCUUCAUACUUGUACUGGUUAUGCAAGUGGAAGUGACUCUGUUGUUGAAGUUAAUUUGUCAGGUGGAAGUCGAAGUAAGGUGCCCUCUGUAUGUAAUGAAGAUAUUUCAGUUCUGGAACCCCCAGGAACUCCUCCUCCACCCUAUGCAUCUGGUUCAACAACCCAUCUUUACCCUUCUGAUGAGAUGGAGGAGAAUUAUUCUACUAUAGUUGAUGAUUGUGAUGGUGGGGGAGAAUAUGCACCUUCAGCUCCCCCUAUCCCUCCCCUUCAUGGCCUCCCUUUGCCGAGCCGACCAACCUUGCCAGGUCUGCCACCCAAGCCAGGUUCACAUCAUGCAAGCCCUUUUGCUUCACAAGUUACAAGCCCUACCAGCCCAAAUGGACAGGUAGUAUCUCCAAUCAACCUAAGUGGACUGUGCUCAACAGAGGCCAUUCUUAGUAUGGAAGAUGAGGAAUUUUCUGACACUGAACCUCUUGAAGACCAUGGUCCAUUCCAGUCUCUGAGCAAACUGUGGAACCAUAAUGCUUAUCUUGCUGUCUUUAUGAACUAUGUCAUAUCAAACUGUGACUCGUCCAGUUUGUUCUUUUAUGUGAUAACGCACCUUUACAAGGAAGGAGUUGGGAAGGAAAUGAAGCGAUGGGCUUACGAAAUCACUUCGACUUUUUUAUUACCUGGUGCACCUCUUCGCCUUAGUAAUGUUGAAGAGAGUGUUCUACAUGAAAUUGACGAAACUUUGCAAAAUGAAUUGGACAAAGAAGAAAUUCUUCGGAAGGUAUUUUGGAAAGCUCGCCAACGAUGUCGUGAAGAUUUAAAUGAGCAGCUAGCAGAUUUCCGCAACAAACGAAGUGCUGGCCUGGGGUCCAUAUUUGGGCCCCCAGACCAUUCCUUGGAGGAGAGUAUGCACAAUAAAACCAAAGAACUACAAAUUGUGGAGAGUCUACUUUUGCCCUGUCUUGAGUGUGUUUCGGAUGACCUCAAGAAUGCCACUGACCAUAUGAUUGUAACAGCCUCUAGUCUAGCCACCAUCCUGUUCAAAUACUAUGGGGUGAGAACUCAACAAGCUCAACAACUCAUUGAAAGGUGUCCGCUCUUUGUUAGUAAAGAGCGACCAUUGAGAAGUAAGAUCUUCAGGGGCAAUAAAAAGCAAGUGUAUAGAGACCAUCACUUCAAUCAGCACACAUAUUACAGUGUUACAUACUGUAAUCAUUGUGGCAUCAUUAUCUGGGGUAUUGCUCCACAAGGUUACCAGUGUACCAAUUGUGAAAUGAACAUCCACAAGUCAUGUGCCAAGCAAGUUGAAGAAGCAUGUAUAGGACAGUUACAUAAAAAAGACAAAAGUCGAGAUAUAAGAUUUAGUUCUAUUCUUGGCAAGAUCAUGGCAGAUGAUAAAGACAACAGAAGAAAAGUGUCUCAUGUCAACCCUGCACAAAUUGAAAAGGCUCGAAAAGGGCUUGAGGAAUGCAACUGCGAUAUCCAUGGGCUAGGAACCGAGACGGACACUAUAACAGGAGAGAAGGGGAACAGUGGGGCGCCGAGCGGUGGGAGCAACAAGGAACAGCGUCGCUCGGACCCUGGAAGCGCGGCCAGUUUGGCGCUGGCCAACCACCACGCGAGCACCACCAACGCCCCCACCACCAACAAUGCCCACACGGCCCCCACCAAUACCCACUCCUGUGUCAGUGGGGCCGACCUCCCCAACAAUGGCGCUGACCCUAUGGAGGACUUCGCCUCCACGGACUUGCCGGCGGCCAACUUGGGCUCAACGGACGGCGCCAGCGCCGCCGUCUCCAACACCUUCAGAUUCCUGCAGUCCGCCUGGUCCUCUCAGUGUGACUUACUUCCCCCGACCAAGCACAGUCUUCAGCAGCAGAAGAAAAAGUCUGGCACCCCGGUGAACAGAUCAGAGAGCCUUAAGGAGAAGCAGCAUGGUCGGAAACGGACGAGAGAGAACAGGAAGCACAGUGACCCAAACAUUCCCACCUCUAAGUCUGGUUUGUUUAUUUUCAGUGAUGUGGACGCAGAAUCUGGUCUCAUCCCUGGCAAUUCUGGAAGUUCUUCCAGUUCAAGUCUUUCACACGGCCUGGAUAGUCCGAGCACCUCCUUUGAACAAGUUUCUCGGACAGAUGCACCUUUGCCUGCUCCGGUCCUCGAAAAUGACUCUGACAUUGAGGCUGAGGUGGAUCUUCCAAACUGGCAAAAACUAGUCUCUGAUGAAGAAAUUAAGAAGCUCAAACCUAAAGAGCGCAAACGGCAAGACACCAUAAAUGAAUUGUUCCACACUGAACGGACGCAUGUGCGGGUCUUAAAAGUUUUAAAACACCUGUUUCAAGUGCCCAUGACAGAAGCAGAACUACUACCAAAAGAUCAGUUGGACAUUCUUUUCCCCAAUAUGGAUCAAAUGUUGGACAUUCACACAGUGUUCAAUCAGGCGAUGAAGAAGAGGAGACUGGAAGAACCACUCGUUCUUAGAGUGGGAGAUCUUCUAAUAGAUAUGUUUGAUGGUGAUAAAGGAGAUUAUUUCCAGCAACAAGCUGCAGAAUUUGUUAGAACGCAAUUUUUAGCAUUGGAAAAUCUUAAACAGCGCCAAAAACGAGACCAGAGAUUAUCAGCAUUUCUCCAGGAGCAAGAAAACAACCCAGCAUGUCGGAGACUUCAGCUCAAAGACAUGUUACCUGCAAUUUUUCAAAGAUUAUCAAAGUACCCUUUGUUCAUGGAGUCUUUACUAGCCUAUACUGACAGCACUGUGCAACCAGAAGAGUAUGACCAAAUAUCUCGAGCUCUAGAGAGAGCGCGGGAAAUUUUAGCAUUUGUUAAUACAGCAGUACAAGAAGCCGAAAAUAGUCAGAGACUAACCGAGAUACAGCGGAAACUUGACCAGUCAUCCUUAACAAAGAAUAAACAUGGCCACUCCGAUGAAUUAAAAGGGAAUUUGGACCUGACCAAACAUCGGCUAAUAUAUGAGGGUCUAUUAACAUGGAGAAUUGCGAAGGGUCAGAAAAAUAUCGAUCUCUUGGUUUUGCUUCUGGAUGAAUUUAUUGUCCUUUUACAAAAAGCAGAUGAUAAAUACGUCCUCAAAAAUCACUCCAUUAUCAAAUCCCUUGGCAAAGAUGAUAACAAGUUAACUCACUCGCCUAUUAUUAAAUACGGACCAUCGAUGCUCUUCAGGGCAGUAGCAACAGACAAUUGUGCUUUCUUCAUAGUCACAACCCAGUCAGUAGGAGCUCAGAUCUAUGAGCUUGUUACCUCAUCACCCAGUGAGCGGAAAGUAUGGUUCCGGCACAUUCAAGAAGCCCAAGAAGCAUAUACAGCCCGAGAUGGACGUAAUCGUCGAUCACAUCCCCAGACCCCUCUUCAAGACUCUGAUGAUCAGCCUCCAUCUUCUGCAGAUGCCCUCAGAGAUGUGGAUGACAGUGUGGAUGUUGAAGGUGGGGACUCAGCAGACAGCACACACAAUGCUACUGUUGACAGUAAAAUCCAAGGUGCAUCUAUAUCUGCUGAGCAGAUUAGUAAACCUGAAGAGCCAUCCACUACUCCCUCAAGUACACCAACAACACAAGCUCCAGCAUCACCAGACACACUUGCAAAGAAAACAGCAGAGGCGGGCGGGGCAAGCAGCAGCAGUAGCGGCCCAGGUGGCCCUUCCCCCUCGGCCGGCCGGAGCCCCGCCUCUGGCCGCCGUCUACAGGAGGUCCAGAUCAUCCAGAUCGUGGAGGGCACGGCACUCAUCCAGCCUUCCGAGGUGAAGGUUUCUCAGGGAGUGGUCCUCUCUGCUGAGCCUGUCCUCACUCCCAUAGAGCAUCUACGGCGAAAAGACUUAAAAAUUCGACAGGCAUUAGAGGAGAAGCAACGUAUUAUUGCUGACAUCCUAAACAUUCCACAUGAGCACUUUGAGAACGUGGUGGACAUGGCAGGGGAACCAGCAGUAGGCAAUAAGGAACCCAGAGAGCUGGUCUUGGCUGCGAUGUUUCAAGCCAAAUGUUUUCAAGAAACACUUAAUGAAGCCCUCAACAUUAGUGAAGGAGACAUUGUGGCUGCAAGAGCUAACAAUGGCAGUGCUAACAAGGCUACCAGUUUACCCUUGUAUCAAGCACCAAUGACGAAGCUUUUAAGCAUUUCUACAGCUUUAUCUCAACAACUUUCUUCCCUCCUAAACCUGGUGUCUGAGAGAGAUGAUGAACGAGAACGCAUGCGGAAAGAACUGGUAGCAUCAAGGGAAAGGCUACACCACCUUCACAUGAGGCAAAAUUCGGUAUCAAACCAAAUAUCAGCUACUACCCCAAGUCAAUCUGCUUCCACCACUUCACCAGUAAUAUCAGCAGGUAUAACCCCUCCCACAAGCACCUCACCCCACACUUCCAGACCAAGUUCGUUCGUGUCAGUAGCAUCUACAGCAGAACAUUCUGAUACACCUGAUCAUCAUGAUACUGAUGAAGAUGGUGGAAAUGAAGUACCUAAAAUCAACAGUUCACAUCUUGAAGAAUGUGAAGAUUCCAAGGAGGAUUCUGUUCCAGAGACAUUUGAAGAUGCAGAGAGCGGAUCAGAAGUAAUGGAAACAAAUUCUGCAGAAGUGGAAGGCUCUUCACAAGGUCAAGAGAGCAGUGAAGGUGGCAGAGAGUGUGAAGGCAGCACAGAAACCAUUACCUGAGGACUAUGAUGGUGAAUGCGGUGGAGUGCUUCCUUCUUGGUUAUUUUACUGGUAUCCUCUACUGCAUUGUUUGGGGAAUAUGUCAGAUGUGUGCCUCUACUGAUGCCUUGGCUUUGUGGCUGUAGUAAGCACAACAGAGGCAUGAAGACAGGUGCCAGGAACCAUGGCUAUAUGGCUUACUGCUCCCCAUACACUCAUCCUUGUGGAGAUUACUUGUCAAAACCACCACUGAACUCAACAUGCAGGCUGGCUGGCUGGACCGUUUUGGUCAGGGACCUGAGCAUAGCAACACAAUUUUUUUUUUGUCUAUGUAUGAUAUUGUAAAUGAAAAGAUUAUUAAAUUUGAUAUAAUUAUUUACUCCUGAUAUAAUAGAUGAUUGGCAGUGUACAUGUGCAACAUAUGAAUUUAAGCUGGCUGGACUUGGUGUGGCCAAUCAACAGAGAUUGUACAUAGAGUAUUAUGGGUGCAUGGUAUAACUCUUGAAACCAGAUUUAAUGAUGCUGGCACAUGAGUUGUCAAAAGUGUGUAAGGUAGUAUACAUCGUGGCUGUUUCCCAGUUCCAAAGGUGAUUAUCAACAGGCAUAGGUUCCUGUAGCAUGUGGAACCCUCAUAAUAAGGUUGUAACAACAUUCUAAAUACUGAUUUUGGAAAGUAAGUGUUGAAGUAAUUGUUUGGUUGUAAUUACCAUUAAUGUUGUCACAUUUGUAAUAUGUAUACAAUAGACCUUAUUUAUGUAUCCUCUGUUUCUGCUACUGUUCCAUAGUUUUCAAACUUUCAUCUCAGUAACCACAUGCUACAGUUCCAAGUUGACUGAAGGUAGGGAUAUCUCUUGUCAGCUUUUUCAUCACAUGUUUGUUGUAAUUUGUUCAAAUAUAAUAAAGAAUUCACCUGGUGUCAAUUACGUUCCUAGUCCUUUGUGUUGCGGAAUGCUGCUGCUGCUGUCCUGCCGAGUGACUGUGGACCAACACCCAAAUUCUGAAUUCACUAUCUUAGGAUACAUAUACCUCUCUCUAAAUAGGACCCGUCACCACAAAAUCUAACCAUGAAAAAAUGAACUACCUAAGCACUUUAAAAUAUUCCCAUAUAUUUCAAAAUUGAGCUCUUAUACAUCUAUAUUACCAAAUUUUUACCCAAUAAUGUGCUAUGUGAAUGAAUGUUAUAAGUGAAUUUUACCGACAGUAUAAAUAAUGUUCAUUCAUGUCAUACAAAGUUAUAUUGUAAACAUUAAAUGUCCUGAAGAUAUAGUUAGUGUUUUCUGCUGUUACCCCCCAAAUUGCUGCAGAGACCUCUGGUAUUCAGAUUAUGGUGACAAUCCAGUGGGACGAGUCAAGUUUAGGUGGUGGUGGCGGAUGAUUCAUGUCGCCCGUCUUUAAGGCAACCUCAGGUCAAAGGAGAGUAAUGCAUUCAAGACCCCAGUGUGACCUUGCCUGAUCUGGGGCUGACCUGGUGACUAGCAGUGUGUAGGGAUGGGGGACCAGUGACACUAGGCAUUCCCACGUGACUAUGUUCCCACUCUGCCCUACUGGUUGUCAGGGGCUUGUCAUCCUGUUGCAAAAAAGGGUGUUUGUUCUCUUGUUCAUUUGUAUGUACAUAUCUUUGUUGCCCAAAUAUUGUGGGUAUACAGUAAACACAUUACCACAAAAAUUAUCAUUUGUAAAUUGUAAUAAUAUAAUUGUAUAACCAAUCAAGCAUAAUGUAUAGUGCAGCCUAAGUGCAUAAGUAAUAAAAUGUAAAAUAAA
Messenger RNA from Procambarus clarkii (red swamp crayfish), 7704 nucleotides. RefSeq names its product Rho guanine nucleotide exchange factor 2 (gene RhoGEF2). Gene Ontology annotation, molecular function: G protein-coupled receptor binding; guanyl-nucleotide exchange factor activity. Gene Ontology annotation, biological process: G protein-coupled receptor signaling pathway. The record is from RefSeq and is a predicted model, not a curated record. Lineage: Eukaryota; Metazoa; Arthropoda; Malacostraca; Decapoda; Cambaridae. Gene Ontology annotation, cellular component: cytoplasm.